Molecule: messenger RNA, 7543 nt
Organism: Durusdinium trenchii
Lineage: Eukaryota; Dinophyceae; Suessiales; Symbiodiniaceae
Source: the annotation of a GenBank genome assembly
AGAAAAAUCUUGGCUCAGUAGACUCAGGUGUUUUUGUGGUCCGCCUGACCCUGGAGAGUCGACCCGGCCAUGUUCAACUUUCCAGGGCAGGGCCCUGGGGGGAUGCCCAACCCCCACAGCUUAGCCAUCAACCCCUUCGCGUUGCCACCUGGCAUGCCUGGAAUGCAGCAACAGCAGCAGCAACAGCAGCAAAUGGCACAGGCUGCUGCUCGGCUGCCCCAGCAACCGCCGCCCGCGCCAGAGCCUCCUAAGCCUGCACCCUCCAACAAAACCCAGGAGGAGUUGCUGGAUGAGAAGGCACGAAAGUGGCAGUCCUUGAACGCCAAACGCUAUGGCGAGAAACGAAAGUUUGGCGUGGUGGAGCAGCAGAAGGAGGAGAUGCCACCAGAGCAUAUCCGAAAGAUCAUCAAGGACCAUGGAGAUAUGACAGCGCGUAAGUUCCGCCACGACAAGCGUAUCUAUCUCGGAGCCUUGAAAUACUUGCCCCAUGCGGUCUACAAGCUGUUGGAAAACACCCCGGUGCCCUGGCAGCAGAUCCGGAACUGCCGCACCGUGUACCAUUGCAGUGGAGCCAUCACCUUCUGUGCGGAGCUGCAGAAGGUCAUCGAGCCGGUCUUCCUGGCCCAGUGGGGUACCAUGUGGAUCAUGAUGCGACGUGAGAAGCGCGACCGACGGCACUUCAAGCGCAUGCGCUUCCCGCCCUUCGAUGACGAGGAGCCGCCGCUGGACUACGGUGACAACGUGCUGGACGUGGAGCCCUUGGAAGCCAUCCAAAUGAGGCUGGAUCCUGUGGAAGAUGAGCCCGUGCUGGAAUGGUUCUAUGAUCCUGUGCCCUUGUUGAACUCGAAGCACGUGAACGGCACCAGCUACAGGAAGUGGCAUUUGUCAUUGGCGCAGCAGGGUGUGCUGUACCGGUUGUCCAAUCAGCUGUUGUCAGAUCUGAUGGACAAGAACUACUUCUACCUCUUCGAAAGGAAGUCCUUCUACACUGCCAAGGCUUUGAACAUGGCCAUCCCAGGUGGGCCCAAGUUCGAACCGCUCUACCGCGACAUGUACGAUGAGGACGAGGAUUGGAACGAGUUCAAUGAUAUCAACAAGAUCAUUGUCCGUCAGCAGCUCCGCACAGAGUACCGUAUCGCUUUCCCCUUCCUCUACAACUCGCGGCCGCGCAAGGUGGCCAUGGCACCCUACCAUCAUCAGUCCGUGUGCUACAUCAAAGCCGAUGACCCCGAUCUGCCAGCCUUCUACUACGAUCCUAUCAUCAAUCCUUUGCCUGCGUACCGCGCGGUGGGACACCGCUCGCAAGAUCAGUCGACGGACGAUGACGAGGAGAUCGAGAACUUCAAGCUGCCGGAAGAUUGCAAGCCGCUCUUGGAAGACACUCCGCUCUUCACUGACAGCACGGCGAACGGCAUCACCUUGUACUGGGCUCCAAGGCCUUUCAACCUGCGGAGCGGCUACAUGCGCCGUGCACAGGAUGUGCCACUGGUGGGCCAGUGGUACAAGGAGCAUUGUCCCUCCAACUACCCAGUGAAGGUCCGCGUGUCUUACCAGAAGCUCUUGAAGGUUUGGGUUUUGAACCAGCUGCAUCAUCGCCCGCCCAAAACCUUGAACAAGCGCAACUUGAUGAACAUCUUCGCCACCACGAAGUUCUUCCAACGCACCGAGCUGGACUGGGUGGAGAUUGGUUUGCAGGUGUGUCGUCAGGGCUACAACAUGUUGAACUUGCUCAUUGCGCGAAAGAACUUGAACUUCUUGCACUUGGAUUACAACUUCAACCUGAAGCCAGUGAAGACCUUGACCACCAAGGAGCGGAAGAAGUCGCGCUUCGGCAACGCCUUCCACUUGUGUCGUGAGAUCAUGCGCUUGACCAAGUUGGUGGUGGAUUCCCACGUGCAGUUCCGUCUCGGCAACGUCGAUGCCUUCCAGCUGGCCGAUGGUCUGCAGUACAUCUUCGCCCACGUGGGACAGUUGACGGGUAUGUACCGCUACAAGUACCGCUUGAUGCGACAGGUGCGCAUGUGCAAGGACUUGAAGCAUCUCAUCUACUACCGCUUCAACACCGGUCCGGUGGGCAAGGGCCCGGGCUGCGGCUUCUGGGCGCCAGGAUGGCGUGUGUGGCUCUUCUUCCUGCGCGGUGUGGUGCCCCUGCUGGAGCGAUGGCUGGGCAACCUGUUGGCCAGGCAGUUCGAAGGUCGUGUCAGCAAAGGUGUGGCCAAGACCAUCACCAAGCAGCGCGUAGAGAGUCACUUCGACUUGGAGCUGCGAGCUGCAGUGAUGCAUGAUAUCAUUGAUAUGAUGCCUGAAGGCGUCCGUGCCAACAAGGCCAGGACGAUCCUGCAGCACUUGUCGGAGGCCUGGCGAUGUUGGAAGGCCAACAUCCCUUGGAAGGUCCCUGGCUUGCCAGCGCCAAUCGAGAACAUGAUUUUGCGCUACGUGAAGUCCAAGGCAGAUUGGUGGACCAACGCCACGUACUACAACCGAGAGCGUAUCCGCCGCGGUGCCACCGUGGACAAGACCACGUGCAAGAAGAACCUGGGACGUCUCACGCGGCUCUGGCUGAAGGCCGAGCAGGAGAGGCAGCACAAUUACUUGAAGGAUGGUCCGUACGUGAGUGGCGAAGAGGCCGUGGCCAUUUACACCACCACGGUGCACUGGCUGGAGAGCCGAAAGUUCACACCAAUCCCAUUCCCUCCGCUGAACUACAAGCAUGACACCAAGCUUCUGAUUCUGGCGCUCGAGCGUUUGAAGGAGCAGUACACGGUGCAGACCCGCUUGAACCAGCAGCAGCGAGAAGAGUUGGGACUGGUGGAGCAGGCCUACGAUAACCCUCACGAAGCGCUGAGUCGCAUCAAGCGGCACUUGCUGACCCAACGAGCCUUCAAGGAGGUCACGAUCGAAUUCCAGGACAUGUAUUCGCACCUAGUGCCCUGCUAUGAGAUUGAGCCACUGGAGAAGAUCACAGAUGCCUACUUGGAUCAGUAUUUGUGGUAUGAGGGCGACCAUCGGCAUUUGUUCCCCAACUGGGUGAAGCCUGCAGACACGGAGCCGGCGCCCUUGUUGGUCUACAAGUGGUGCCAGGGUGUGAACAACUUGACGGAUGUCUGGGAUACCUCCGACGGCCAAUGCGUCGUGGUGCUCGAGAGCAAGUUGGAAAACGUCUCGCAGAAAGUGGACCUGACCUUGCUCAAUCGACUCUUGCGACUGAUCGUGGAUCACAAUAUCGCAGACUACAUGACGGCAAAGAACAACAUUGUCAUCAACUACAAGGACAUGAAUCACACCAACUCCUAUGGCCUCAUCAAGGGUUUGCAGUUCGGGUCCUUUGUCUUCCAGUACUACACGAUGGUGCUGGAUCUGCUGAUGCUCGGCCUGACCCGCGCCUCGGAGAUCGCCGGGCCGCCGCAGCUGCCGAAUGAGUUCCUGACCUUCCAGGAUGUCGACACAGAGUUGAGACACCCCAUCAGGUUGUACUGCCGAUACUUGGAUCGCUUCAUCAUGGUCUUCCGGUUCAACAAGGAGGAUUCCAAGGACUUGAUCCAGCGGUUCCUGACUGAGAACCCUGAUCCCAACAAUGAGAACGUGGUGGGAUACACGAACAAGAUGUGCUGGCCUCGUGACUGCCGCAUGCGACGAAUGAAACACGAUGUGAACUUGGGACGCGCCGUCUUCUGGGAGAUGCAGAACCGCCUGCCGCGGAGUGUGACCACCCUGGUGUGGGACAACUCCUUCGCCUCGGUCUACUCCAAGGACAAUCCCAACAUCCUCUUCAACAUGUGCGGAUUCGAGGUGCGGAUUUUGCCCAAGAUUAGGACCUUCCAGGAGGAGUUCACUCAGCGAGAGGGCGUGUGGAAGUUGCAGAACGAUGCCACCAAGGAAAUGACAGCGCAGGCCUUCUUGAAGGUCGACAAUGAGUCGCAGAAGCAAUUUGAGAAUCGGUGUCGAACGAUCCUCAUGGCAUCAGGCUCCACGACCUUCACAAAGAUUGCGAACAAGUGGAACACGAACCUCAUCGGCAUGAUGACCUACUUCCGCGAGGCGGUGAUCCACACCGAUGCGCUGCUGGACUUGCUGGUGAAGUGCGAGAACAAGGUGCAGACUCGCAUCAAGAUCGGGCUGAAUUCCAAGAUGCCCUCACGAUUCCCGCCAGUGGUCUUCUACACUCCCAAGGAGUUGGGCGGAUUGGGCAUGCUGAGUAUGGGCCACAUCCUGAUCCCUCAGUCUGACUUGCGAUAUUCGAAGCAGACCGAGACGGGCAUCACCCACUACCGCAGUGGCUUGAGCCAUGAGGAAGAUCAGCUGAUCCCCAACCUGUACCGCUACGUGCAGACUUGGGAGGCCGAGUUCGUCGAUUCCCAGCGUGUGUGGGCGGAGUACGCCUUGAAGAGGCAAGAGGCCACGGCGCAGAACCGACGCCUCACCUUGGAGGACUUGGAGGAUGCCUGGGAUCGUGGCAUCCCGCGAAUCAACACGCUCUUCCAGAAGGACCGACACACCCUGGCCUUCGACAAGGGCUGGCGCGUGCGGCAAGAUUUCAAGCAGUACAACAUCAUGAGGCAGAAUCCCUUCUGGUGGACUCAUCAACGUCAUGAUGGCAAGCUGUGGAACCUCAACAACUACCGGACAGACAUGAUCCAAGCACUGGGAGGUGUGGAGGGUAUCCUGGAGCACACACUCUUCAAGGGCACAUACUUCCCCACCUGGGAGGGUCUCUUCUGGGAGAAGGCCAGCGGCUUCGAGGAGUCCAUGCGCUUCAAGAAGCUCACCAACGCCCAGCGCAGCGGUUUGAAUCAGAUUCCGAAUCGACGCUUCACCCUGUGGUGGUCGCCCACCAUCAACCGUGCCAACGUCUACGUGGGCUUCCAGGUGCAACUGGACCUCACGGGCAUUUUCAUGCACGGAAAGAUCCCCACGCUGAAGAUUUCCUUGAUCCAGAUCUUCAGGGCGCACUUGUGGCAGAAGAUCCAUGAGAGUAUCGUCAUGGACUUGUGCCAGGUCUUUGAUCUGGAACUGGAUGCAUUGGAGAUUGAGAUGGUGCAGAAGGAAACGAUUCACCCUCGAAAGUCCUACAAGAUGAACUCGUCGUGUGCGGAUGUCCUCCUCUUCGCUUCCUACAAGUGGGCCGUGUCCAAGCCAUCCUUGCUGACCGAGUCAAAGGACGGCUUUGAUGGAACCACCACCACGAAGUACUGGAUCGAUGUGCAGCUGAGAUGGGGAGACUACGACUCUCAUGAUAUUGAGCGAUACUGCCGAGCGAAGUUCUUGGACUACACCACCGACAACAUGUCCAUCUAUCCUUCGCCCACGGGAGUCUUGAUGGGUGUGGACUUGGCCUACAACCUGCACAGCGGCUUCGGGAACUGGUUCCCAGGCGUGAAGCCUUUGUUGCAUCGAUCGAUGAACAAGAUCAUGAAGGCCAAUCCCGCCCUCUACGUCUUGCGGGAGCGCAUCCGCAAGGGUCUUCAGCUCUACAGCAGUGAACCCACCGAGCCCUACUUGAACUCGCAGAACUACGGCGAGCUCUUCAGCUCUCAGAUCAUUUGGUUUGUCGAUGACACCAACGUGUACCGAGUGACGAUCCACAAGACCUUCGAAGGUAACCUGACCACGAAGCCGGUGAAUGGCGCCAUCUUCAUCUUCAACCCGCGCACAGGACAGCUCUUCCUGAAGAUCAUCCACACUUCUGUGUGGGCCGGUCAGAAGCGCCUUUCCCAGCUCGCCAAAUGGAAGACAGCAGAGGAGGUGGCAGCGCUGAUCCGAUCACUGCCCGUGGAAGAACAACCCAAACAAAUCAUCGUGACACGUAAGGGCAUGUUGGACCCCUUGGAGGUGCACUUGUUGGAUUUCCCCAACAUUGUCAUCAAGGGAUCCGAGCUUUCUUUGCCCUUCCAGGCGUGCAUGAAGAUUGAGAAAUUUGGCGAUCUGAUCUUAAAGGCUACCCAGCCUGAAAUGGUGCUUUUCAACCUCUACGAUGACUGGCUGAAGUCGAUUUCCUCCUACACGGCCUUCAGCCGAAUGAUCCUGAUCCUCCGCGCGCUGCACGUGAAUCCGGACCGGACCAAGGUGAUCUUGAAGCCGGACAAGACCACGGUGACGCAGCCCCACCACGUGUGGCCCAGCUUGACCGACGAUGAGUGGAUCCACGUGGAGGUGCAGCUGAAGGAUUUGAUCCUGGCGGACUACGGCAAGAAGAACAACGUGAAUGUGGCAUCUUUGACUCAGAGUGAGAUCCGUGAUAUCAUUCUUGGCAUGGAGAUUGCGCCACCCUCCAUUCAACGACAACAGAUUGCGGACUUGGAGAAGCAGGGCAAGGAGAUGUCACAGAUCACCACCAUCACCUCCAAGACCACGAACGUGCAUGGUGAGGAGAUGAUUGUGACCACAGGCUCUCCGUACGAGCAGCAAACCUUUGCUUCCCGCACCGAGUGGCGCGUCCGGGCCAUUAGCGCUUCUUCCCUGCACCUUCGAACGAACCACUUGUAUGUGAACAGUGAAGACAUUCGGGAGACUGGCUACACCUACGUGAUGCCAAAGAACAUCCUGAAGACCUUCAUUUGCAUCAGUGAUUUGCGCACACAGAUUGCAGCAUAUCUCUACGGAAUCUCGCCACCGGAUAACCCACAGGUGAAGGAGAUUCGGUGCAUGGUCAUGGUGCCACAGGUGGGAACACACAGCAACGUCACGCUGCCCCAGCAGCUGCCGGACCACGACCACUUGCGAGAUUUAGAGCCCUUGGGCUGGAUCCACACGCAACCGCAAGAGCAGCCGCAUUUGAGUCCACAGGAUGUGACCUUCCACGCGCGGAUGCUGGCGGACAACAAGACCUGGUUGGCGGACCAGACGAUCAUCAUCACCUGCAGCUUUACGCCAGGCAGCUGCUCCUUGACGGCCUACCGCAUUACGCCCCAAGGCUUCCAGUGGGGCAAGUCCAACAAGGACACCGGGCCAAACCCUGCGGGCUUCUUGCCAACACAUGCUGAGAAGGUGCAGAUGCUCUUGAGUGAUAUUUUCCUGGGUUUCUUCAUGGUGCCUGACAAUGGCAUUUGGAACUACAACUUCAUGGGCCAGAAACACAACCCAACAAUGAAGUACAGUCUUUGCGUGGAGAAUCCGCGGGAAUACUACCAUGAAUGCCACAGGCCAGCCCAUUUCUUGAAUUUCACUCAGCAAGAAGAGGGCGGCGCCGAGGGAGCAGACCACGAGGACCACUUUGUGUGAGACGUUCUUCGCGCAGCAAGCUGCGCCCAGUGCUGCAGAAGCACAGCAAGAGAAGCAAUCAUCCAAGCCCGACCCAGUCGAGAAUGGACAGAUCGGGCCGACCAUGUUUGACCCCCCAAUCUGGACAGCUCUAGUUGGUCGAAGUGGACAGAUCCAUCUCUUGCAUUCCAUUGGGCAUCUCUAAGUGCUGCGAGUUGGGCGCCGACGAGUUGUGAAGGUGCUCUUUGCACAGCGUCAGUCCUGUUUGCAGUGGCUGCCGUGAGACGGGGUGAAGCCAUCCUUAUCUCUCAUCAAGCCAGCAGAUAAUCCAAACUUUAUUUUUGAG